CCUAAAGCUGAAAAAACCCUGGCUGAAAAAAAUGGAAAUUGCCCUGGAUCUGUGCAUCAAACUUCAAAUGUGUGCAAAGGGCAUUAAGGAGCUCCACUGUUGCAUGACAACCCUUGGAAUGAUUUCUUGAAAGCUCUAGAAUGCCUGGAUGCUUUAAAAAAAUCCUAUUCUCCUUGGCAUCGGUGGUCAGUUUUGUGUCUUUCCUGUUAAUCGUUAUUUCCAUGGGAACUCAGAAAUGGGUGACCGGCAAAAUUCUGUGUCAGACUGGGGUUGAUCUGGUCAAUGCAUCAGAUCCGGAGCUGGUAAAGUUCAUUGGAGAUAUUUACUACGGACUGUUCCAAGGGGGUAAGGUACGGCAGUGUGGAUUAGGAAAGAGGCGGUUUAAGUUCUCAAUCUUCCCACAUAUGGUAAAAAAACUGAACACCUCACUCCACGUCUUCAUUAUCCUCUUCCUUUGCUCAGCCAUAGCAUUUGCUCUGAUCAGCUUUGGAUUCUGCAUAUACAACGCAAUCAAAGUUCCGUAUCGAUCCAUUAAAGGACCCGCUGGGAUUUGUCUCUGGAAUUUGAUAGCAGGUCUGUUUAUUGUAUUUGCAGUCAGUAGCUUUAUUGCUGCAAUGAAACUUCACAGCCUAACGGAAAGAAUAGCCAAUUUCCGAGAAAAUGUUUUCACGAUUGUUAUUCUGGAAGAACACUAUGAGGACUCCUUUUGGCUGUGUGUUGCCAGCGGAGCGACGCACGCCUUUAACAUGCUGCUUAUGGCAAUGAGCAAUAUCCGUCUUCCGAAAUUCAAGACUAAAACACAAGAGGCAAAUGUGACGGCGGAGGAUAUCAUGUAUUAGCUAUACCAUAGACAAAAAGUUCUGUAAAUAUACGCUGUAUACAUAUUGUAUAUAUGGGAAUUCCUAUUGUGUUCCAAUCCUAUUAGAAGAAACCAGAAUGGGAUUAGAAGAAGCAGGGGAUAUCAUCCGGAGAAUGACACUGGAAUCAGGGGAAAAAUUGCUGCAUUCCGGGCAAAAAUCGUGGUGAUUGUGUUUGAAGUGGCACUUUGCUCACUGCACUUACGACCACUGCUAGUUAUUUUUAUAGCAUGCACCAGGAAAUACGAUAAAUCCUUGCCAGCAUAUAUAUUCCCCUUUACUAAGCAAACAUUUUUCAGGCAAGGUCAACUGCUGUUUAAAGGAGAACUAAACCCUAAAAAUAAAUGACCUUAUUGCACCAGGCUAAAGUUUCAGCUUG
Molecule: messenger RNA, 1236 nt
Organism: Xenopus laevis (African clawed frog)
Lineage: Eukaryota; Metazoa; Chordata; Amphibia; Anura; Pipidae
Gene: clrn2.S
Product: clarin 2 S homeolog
Exons: 3
Coding region: 141-839 (232 amino acids)
Biological process (GO): sensory perception of sound
Cellular component (GO): membrane
Source: RefSeq, a predicted model, not a curated record